CCCAUCUAAGCAUCUCGGAAUCGUGUUGUUUUGGAUGAAAUAAUAAGACACGCACUUCGAAUGCUCCGGGUUGUGCACUUACGAUAGCGAUAUGGCUGGCUUCCACAUUGCACCACGCUUGUCGAGAUGCCGCUCUCGAAUUCUUCCCGGCUUUCUGCAAAGACUGUUUCAUUGCCCAGAAGGCCCGUUGCAACCAUUGGAAGGUCCUGACUACGAAGAAUUCUACCGCUAUACCAGCGGUCGCUGGCUCUGGGACGAGGAAGCUCGCCUCCAAGAACGAUACAAGAAGUUCAAUGUACCAGGCUUAAAACACCUCGCGGUGAAAGCCAGUGGUGCACAGUCAUGUCUCAGCAUCACGAAGCUCGCUGAGGGAGGCUUCAAUAAGGUCUUCCGGCUUGCAAUGGACAAUGGCUCCGUGGUGAUUGCAAGGAUUCCGUUUCCUAACAUUGGCUCGGCGGCAUCUCAAGUGAUUGCAUCGGAAGUCGCUACCAUGAAUUUUGUCCAGAAUGUCAUCGGCAUUCCAGUGCCGAAGGUUCUGGACUGGGAUGAUGGAAUCUCCAAUAGUGCAGAAUCUGAGUACAUCUUGAUGGAAGAAGCGAAGGGUACACGACUAGAUGAGCUGUGGACUGACAUGAGAAUUGAUGAUAAGUGGAAGAUCGUCGCUGAAGUGGUGGCGAUGCAGAAGAAAUUGCAGUCUGCAAUCUUUUCAAGAUGUGGCAACCUCUACUUCAAGUCGGAUGCUAUAGAAGGCUGUCUGGACAUUGAACUUACUGGCCAAUUGUCAGAUGCGGCCAGGGCAUACGCAGAAGAGCGAUUUGCAAUUGGGCCUGCCGCUGAACAGUCGUUUUGGCAACCAGAAUUAGCAUCAGCUCUUUUUGAUCGCGGACCUUGGCCUGACGCGCAAACUUACCUUCGUGCCCUUUCGCAAAGGGAGCGAUCAAAGACGACCUCAGCGAAAAUCACUCAAGCCUCUGAUGGAGAUCCUCUUCACCUCUUAGACUCCUCUGAAGCUCGUCUUGAACUCCUCGACAAGUUCGAUGCAGUCAUUCCUUACAUUCCACCAAACGACCCUAGCUUAGAUGUGGCUACACUGUCCCAUUGGGAUUUGCGAACUCCAAACAUCUUUGUCAAUAACGGGCAAAUCACAUCCGUGAUUGACUGGCAGGACUGCUGGGUGGGACCGCUUUUCAUGCAGGAAAGACGCCCCCAGCUUGUUGAAUACUAUGGGGAGAUGAUGUUGCGGCUGCCCGACUACUACGAAGGAAUGGAAGACAAGCAAGAAAAAGCAAAGGUAACUGACAAAGUCGAAAGAUCGUUAUUGUAUUGGUACUAUACCCGAAAGACCACAACCGACAAUCCGACUCUUCUGAGACUGUUCGAUUUACCCUUGGCGCGCACACGAAGAGAGUUGGUACUUUUUGCUUCAGAUGUCUGGGAAGGGGAGACGAUUCCCUUGCGAGAGUUGUUAUACAAGCUGCAACAACACUGGGAAGAGCUACAAACGGGAGUUCCAUGUCCUAUCCGGUUCAGUAGCGAGGAAAUUGACGCACAUGACCGUGUCUCAGCUGACUGGAACAAAAAGGCCGACUUCUGGACGUCGUUGGAAGGAUUUGUGGGCCGAGACGGGUAUACUGCGAAUGAAGACUAUGACAGAGGUCGCACGUUCUUUCAAGAAUUGCUGGAGGAAGGUCUGCCUCACUUGAGUCGCAGCGAGCAGGAAGAGUUUGCAGAAUUGGUUCCGUGGGCGAAGAAGUAAUCGGAUUGAGGCUGCGCGCGAGAGACAGCCUCGGCGUGAAUUUGUACUGUUGACGAUUUCUCAGCGCAGGAAUGGUUUGAGGCAUGCUGAUGUCUGGACGAUAGCCUGGAUAUACAAUGUUGCCCUACAAGCACCUGGUAACUCGUUAUAGCAUAUUAUCAAGUUUAUGUGUUUCAAUGUCAGAUUCACACGCUAUAUACAGCUAAAGC
This is a messenger RNA of Sphaerulina musiva SO2202, 1965 nucleotides long. RefSeq lists its product as uncharacterized. Gene Ontology annotation, cellular component: mitochondrion. Bases 92 to 1756 code for a protein of 554 amino acids. The record is from RefSeq and is a predicted model, not a curated record. NCBI's taxonomy places the organism in Eukaryota, Fungi, Ascomycota, Dothideomycetes, Mycosphaerellales, Mycosphaerellaceae. The transcript has 5 exons.